UGCCGCCAACACCAACGAAGAAGAACACAUGCGCUGCCGGGCUAGAGGCUAACGUGGAUGUUAGCUGUUUUGUUGUUCCUGUUAAGUUUUGUAUUGUGGAUCAUUAUAAAAAUAAAUAACUUAAAAAGUAUCUUCAUCUUAUCUUUCCCCGAGCUACCUUAGUUAAAUGAACUCAUUUGUAUACAUUGCUUCAUCUCGAGCGACUGAUUAGCUAAUUAGCCGCUAAAUGGGCAGAGAACAAGUAACGCCGUUUCGCAGACUUUUCCUUUAACUACUCAGAUUAUCUUCUUAUAUAAUGGACCUUAAUUUCUACUCUGAGUUGUCCGGUAGUUCCCAAAAUGUUGAGCCGGAAUUUUUGGAUCCACAAACAUUCAGUGAAUACGCUGAGGAGGAACAUAAGUUCGCAGUGGCCAGUGACGGUUACAUGACCAUUAGUGGAGAGGGACACUCAUUUCUGUCUGCGUCGCAGACAUUCCAUACCCCCAGUCUCGGAGAUGAAGUUUUUGAGAUUCCGCUCUCACUUGAUCCAGAUUCUGCUUUAAACAUCAAUGAUGCAAUGUCCCACUUUGACCUGUCCAAUGGUUCUGAUGGUAUGGCGGGAUCUUCAGGCUCUCAUUGUAUGGUCAGCAACCUGGUACCUGAAGUCAGUGACCCAUCUUUUGCUUCCACCUUUGUGAACACUGGGUCUCAAAUAAUCGAUCAACUGAGCGGUGCAGUGGUGAACCAUGCUGGUGGAGCAACGUUACUGAGCUCUUCUGCACUGGAACUUGGCAAUUCCAGUGGGUCACAUUUUAUCAGCUCCUCCCCCAUGACAGUUGACGUCCAGCUUGAUAAUAUCAGCCAUGUUCUUUUGGGAAGCAGUCAGCUGGCCGCUGUUCACCGAUCAGAGCUGGCACUGGGACACUCUGGUGAAAGCGUUGUGCCUCAGGUAGCAGCACCUGAGCAGCCGCUGUCAGCCACACCAUCUCCAGCUGGCUCCCUGCACGAUGAGGACAUGGAUGAUUUCAAGAGGAGCGUGCUGGUAGACUCUCCCGUGUCUGUGUCCUCAUCAUCUGUCCUCACUCAGGUGUCCUCCCACCAGUUCCCCCAGUCCUCUGUCUGUGUGGCUGCACCCAUGAAGGAUGAGGACAAACCGGUCAUGUUGGCAUCAUUGCCUGCUCCAGCAAGUGCAAAGAAAGGAAGGAAGAAGAAAGACCCCAAUGAGCCACAGAAGCCUGUGUCCGCGUACGCCUUGUUCUUUCGAGACACUCAGGCUGCCAUUAAGGGCCAAAACCCCAAUGCCUCUUUUGGGGAGGUGUCAAAGAUUGUGGCUUCCAUGUGGGACAGCUUAGCUGAUGAACAGAAACAGGUGUACAAGAAGAAGACAAAAGUGGAAAAGGAGUAUUUGAAAGCACUGGCAACUUAUAAAGCCAACCAGCUCUCACAGUCAACCAGUGAGGAGUUGGAUGCUGCUUCUUCAACACCUCCUCCAUCUGCUCCUGUUCCAUUUGCUGGCCACCAGGUCAUCCAUCCAACAAUCAACCUUGAUGAAAACACCAUCACAAACAUUUGCGCGUCCAACAUCACACUGGAUGUCCCCGAGAUGACCACAAGUUCCCAGGUGGGGCUGAACAAAGCUGUUGGAGUUCAGCCAGCCCAAACCAUCACAAAGAUCAUAAUCCCAAAGCACAUGCUGCAGGCUGGGGGGCAGCUGGUGACCAUGCUGCCUGCAGGAAUCCGGGCCUUGCAUCCUACAUUUAUCGUUGCUGGUGUUUCGCGGCAGCCUCCUCCACUGCAGCAAAUGCAGAAUGCACCGCUUCCACCACGGCUCCAGCAGAUGGCACCAGCUCCGCCACCUUUACAGGCGAAGCCACGUGAGGGAAGCACCACCCCAGGCCUCCCUGUGUCCCUCAUGGCUGCACCACCACCCCCUCUCCAGAUAAAAAUUGUUCCUGCCUCCUUGCAGAGCAGCGAGGCUCUGCCAGUUAUUGUCAGUACUACAACUGGUGUUUCAUCUCCUGGAGCUACACCUGUCCCGCCCACAUCCACUACGGCGCUGCACAUGGCGGGGAAUCAGGAUGAGGACGAGGUUACCGAGGUGGUGGACUCAGACGAGGACGUCAUGGAAGUGACUGAGUCAUGGGAAACGAGCACUAUGAAGCGGGUCUGUGUAAGAGCCGGCUGCAACAAACCAGCAGUGGAGAGUGAAGACUGGGACAGAGAGUACUGCAGCAAUGAAUGUGUGGCCACUCACUGCAGGGACGUAUUCCAGACCUGGUGCUCCAUCAGGAAUCAGACAGUGGGAACAGUUGAAUAACAAGCACCUGCUGCCCGCCAGGCACAGAAGAUACUUGUUUCACAAGUACCCGAG
Messenger RNA from Thalassophryne amazonica, 2350 nucleotides. RefSeq names its product TOX high mobility group box family member 4 a (gene tox4a). The record is from RefSeq and is a predicted model, not a curated record. Lineage: Eukaryota; Metazoa; Chordata; Actinopteri; Batrachoidiformes; Batrachoididae. Gene Ontology annotation, biological process: regulation of transcription by RNA polymerase II. Gene Ontology annotation, cellular component: nucleus. Gene Ontology annotation, molecular function: chromatin DNA binding.